Messenger RNA from Pipistrellus nathusii (Nathusius's pipistrelle), 1686 nucleotides. The record is from the annotation of a GenBank genome assembly. NCBI's taxonomy places the organism in Eukaryota, Metazoa, Chordata, Mammalia, Chiroptera, Vespertilionidae.
AUGGCGGGCGUCGGCGGCGACGCGGGGCCGGCGGCGGGCGGCCGUGCGGGCGCGGACGGCCCCGAGAGGGCCGGCGGGGCGGCGGCGGAGCAGCCGGGCGGCGGGCACGGGCCCCCGCCGGCGCCGCAGCGCACCGAGACGCUGGGCUUCUACGAGAGCGACCGGCGGCGGGAGCGGCGGCGCGGCCGCGCAGAGUUUUCAUUGUUGAGGUUCCUCAGUGCUGAACUAACAAGAGGGUACUUCCUUGAACAUAAUGAGGCCAAGUACACAGAAAGAAGAGAAAGAGUGUACACUUGUAUGCGAAUACCAAGAGAAUUGGAAAAGCUCAUGUUUUUUGGGAUCUUCCUGUGCCUGGAUGCGUUUCUGUACGUGUUCACCCUGCUCCCGUUGAGAGUGUUUCUGGCACUGUUCAGGCUCUUCACUCUGCCUUGCUACGGCUUACGGGACAGGCGUUUGCUGCAGCCCGCCCAGGUGUGUGACAUUCUGAAGGGUGUCAUUCUGGUCAUCUGCUUCUUCAUGAUGCACUAUGUGGACUACUCCAUGAUGUACCACCUGAUCAGGGGGCAGUCGGUCAUCAAGCUCUACAUCAUCUACAACAUGCUCGAGGUAGCAGAUCGUCUGUUUUCAUCGUUUGGUCAAGAUAUAUUAGAUGCUCUCUAUUGGACGGCAACAGAGCCCAAGGAAAGAAAAAGAGCUCACAUUGGGGUGAUUCCUCACUUUUUCAUGGCUGUUCUCUACGUCUUUUUGCAUGCAAUUCUUAUAAUGGUUCAAGCAACAACUCUCAACGUAGCAUUUAACUCACACAACAAGUCCUUGCUCACUAUCAUGAUGUCUAAUAAUUUUGUUGAAAUUAAAGGAAGUGUUUUCAAGAAGUUUGAGAAGAACAAUCUUUUUCAAAUGUCAAAUAGCGAUAUUAAAGAGCGAUUCACAAAUUAUGUGCUCUUGCUAAUAGUGUGUCUAAGGAACAUGGAACAGUUUUCUUGGAAUCCAGAUCAUCUCUGGGUGUUAUUUCCAGAUGUCUGUAUGGUGAUUGCAUCAGAAAUUGCUGUGGAUAUUGUAAAACAUGCCUUUAUCACUAAGUUCAACGACAUUACCGCAGAUGUCUACAGUGAAUAUAGAGCCAGCCUUGCCUUUGACCUUGUUAGUAGUCGACAGAAAAAUGCGUACACUGACUACAGCGACUCUGUGGCGCGGAGAAUGGGGUUCAUUCCUCUCCCACUAGCUGUUUUACUCAUCAGAGUUGUAACAAGCUCAAUUAAAGUUCAAGGAAUCCUGUCUUAUGCCUGUGUCAUACUCUUCUAUUUUGGGUUGAUAUCCCUGAAAGUACUGAAUAGCAUUGUGCUGCUGGGGAAGUCAUGCCAAUACGUGAAGGAGGCCAAAAUGGAAGAGAAGCUGUUUGACCCUCCCCCAGCCAGCACUCCCGGAAAACCGUCCAGCAAACCACAGAGCAAGAGCAAACCCUCCCAAGAAGAAACCCUGUCCGCCUCUGUCACCAGCCAGCCUAGCCAUCAGAAGGAAAAUGUCAUACCAUUACUCGUGACAAGCAAUUCCGACCAGUUCCUAACAACCCCAGACGGGGAAGAGAAGGACAUAACGCAGGAAAACUCUGAACUGAAGCACAGAUCUGCAAAGAAAGAUUUGUUGGACAUAGACAGGUUCACAAUUUGCGGAAACCGAAUUGACUGA